GUUGUCGAGCUCUAACCGCAAGUUCAUGUUGUUUAUGUAUAUAUACUAAAUAUUUUCCUGGUAUAAAAGAUCAUUUUCUGGGAACUAAUUUCCAUAUUUUGAAACACGAAAUUCUUGUUUACAUAAUUUAACCAGUCGGAAGUCAGUAUCAAUAUGAGGUGACGACAUUUGAUCACAAGAAAUUAGAUAUUCUAUUUCAUGCCAGAAAAUUCCUGUCUGGUAAAGACCCUUUGAACACUUUAUGUGGAAGCGAUAUUUAUCUGCUGUUCUAAACCGACCAUUUUGUUAAAGAUUUCAAGCAAAUACUAACACAGACUUUCUCGAAGAACGAACACUGUAUCUACAUUGUGUCUAUAUAGCGAGGUUUAUACUACAAAGCGACUAACAUCAACACAGAAUUUGCUUUGUUAUUACGAUCGAGAAGAACGGCGUGAUAUUUAUGGCGUCUUAUAUACAAGGUUAUGAUGAGGAAAGGUUUGCAAUCAAAAUUAAUCGAAAUUUCCUCUGUUUGAUUUGCUUCAAUGUCCUUAAAGACCCGGUUCUGUGUCCGAGAAAUCAACAUUGUUUCUGUCGUGCUUGUAUUACGAAACACCUCGAGAAUUCUCGAAGAUGCCCUACGUGUGCGGACGAACUGACGGUAGAGACUCUAGCAGAACCCAACAGAAUGGUAAAAGAUUAUUUAGAUGAAUUAAAUAUUCAUUGUGUUUACAACAACAGGGGCUGUGAAGAGAUCGUACAACUGCAACAUCUUGACAUCCACGAGGCUACAUGUGGAUUUACUCCAGCCGUUUGUACAAACCCAGGCUGUGGUGUAACUUUAAACCAGCGUGAUCUUAUUAACCACGAGAGUGAACUAUGUGAAUUUCGCAAGUUGAAGUGCCACUCGUGCGGACAAAUGGCAAAAACGUUGGCAGAUAUGGAGAAAAGAAUGGCAACGAUGGCGACAAAUCUGGCGACUGUCGAGACAAAUGUGGCGACCAAUAUAGCGACUGUGGUUGCCAUGGAAACCUUCAUGAAUGAUAUACAAACAAAUGUGGCGAAUGUACAGACUGUGGUAGAGACACAAAUUGCAAAUGUGGAGAAGAAUAUGGAGAGAAACACCACAGACAUAAAAACAGACAUGGAAGGAAAACUCGAAGCAGUGAAUAAUGAGGUGAGAGGAUUGAAAACAGCUUUGGUUGAAGGUUUUGAUGAAAUGAAGGAUGUUCUUGUCAAGAUGGAGGACAAAAUAGAAGAAAACGCAAGAAAAGUAAGAAAUACAGCAAGUGGUGAUAAGGAAAAUAUAAUUGUUGCUGGAGGUUAUGGAACUGACUCUGUAGAGAUGUUUAACUGGCGUCAAAGAACAUGGUCUCCAUUACAGUCCUUGCCAAAGAAGCGUUAUGCAGCAACCUCAUUUGUUUUUAACAAUCAUGUGACAAUUGCUGGAGGUUGCUGUUCUGACUUUGUCGAUGAUAUGAUUAGAAUGAAUAUAAACCCAAACCCUGAUCUUUCAACACAUUGGAGUGACUGUCCUGUUAAACUGCCUGGUAAGUUGGUAUACCACAGUAGUGUGCUGUAUAAUGAUCAGCUAAUAGUCACUGGUGGUCAUAACGGAAAUGGAGUAUCAGACUGUAUUGAUGAAGGUCAGCUUACCCCUCCUUAUACUGCGAAGACCUUAUCAAGAAUGCCAGAACCAAGACUGUACCACAGCACGCAAUUAUUUGAUGAUAGUUUGUUGAUCAUGGGUGGAAGUACAACUGCCAGUUACCCAGACAACCUAAGCAGUGUCGUAUUGUAUGAUAUAAAGAAGAAUGAAUGUAAACAGUUGGCACCACUGCCGUAUGAAGUGAGUGACAUGGCAACUGUGAGAUGGGGAGACAACGUCAUUGUUAUAGGCGGCAUUGACAAACGUGGCAAUCGAUUAGAUACAGUUAUCAUUUACAAUGUCAAGACUGAACAAAGUUGCAUGUUGCCGCCAAUGAGAUGUAAAAGAUGGGGAUAUGCUGCCGUUGUUAUUGGAAACAAUAUUGUAGUACUGGGAGGAGAGGAUGAGCAAGGACGUUCUUUAAAGUCAGUUGAGGCUUUCAACUUUGAAAGUUAUACUUGGCAAGAACUUCCAGAAAUGUCUCGAGCAAGAUGGCGGCACACUGCUGUUGUUGUGUGA
This is a messenger RNA of Paramuricea clavata, 2143 nucleotides long. Lineage: Eukaryota; Metazoa; Cnidaria; Anthozoa; Malacalcyonacea; Plexauridae. The record is from the annotation of a GenBank genome assembly.